Messenger RNA from Hydra vulgaris (swiftwater hydra), 1542 nucleotides. RefSeq names its product probable ATP-dependent RNA helicase DDX6. Lineage: Eukaryota; Metazoa; Cnidaria; Hydrozoa; Anthoathecata; Hydridae. Gene Ontology annotation, molecular function: RNA helicase activity; ATP binding; mRNA binding. The record is from RefSeq and is a predicted model, not a curated record. Gene Ontology annotation, cellular component: cytoplasmic stress granule; P-body. Gene Ontology annotation, biological process: cytoplasmic stress granule assembly; P-body assembly; negative regulation of translation.
CUUUCGCAGUGGAACAUUUUAAUUUAAUCUUGACUAUGGCUGAUUUAUAAAUUUUUAAAUCACUUAUUAUCUCUCAAAUAGUACUUCUAAUGCAGCUAAUUUUAUCAUAAAUUAAUCAUUUUUUUAUCUUUUUGUUUAAGAAGUUUAAUAUUUCACAAUCAAUAUAAUACAAUUUCGCAAAAGGGAUACAGAGUACUUAAUUAGUUAUCUUCCUUGAUAAUUUUGCUAAAUGGCUGCAACAGCAACUCGUAAUGGUUUAGAUGCCAGCAAGACAGAUGAUGUGAAAGCUGCUGAUUGGAAGUCAAAUUUAAAAAUCCCCCCAAAAGAUCAAAGGAUUAAAACAGCUGAUGUUACUGCUACUAAAGGGAAUGAAUUUGAAGACUACUGUUUAAAGCGUGAGCUUCUUAUGGGUAUUUUUGAAAAAGGAUUUGAGAAACCUUCUCCAAUUCAGGAACAAAGUAUACCUAUUGCAUUAGCUGGAAGAGAUAUAAUGGCUAGAGCUAAAAAUGGAACAGGAAAAACUGGUGCAUAUUUAAUACCAUUGUUAGAAAGAGUUGAUUCAACUAAAGAUUAUAUUCAAGCAUUGGUUCUUGUUCCUACUCGAGAGCUUGCAUUGCAAACUUCACAAAUAUGCAAAGAUCUCAGCAAUCAUCUUGGUACAAAAGUCAUGGUAACAUUGGGUGGGACUAGUUUAAAAGAUGACAUAAUGAGACUUUAUCAGACAGUACAUGUUGUUGUUGCUACUCCUGGAAGAAUUCUUGAUUUAAUGAAAAAAGGUGUUGCUGAUAUGUCUAAGUGUCAAAUACUUGUAAUGGAUGAGGCUGAUAAACUGUUAUCAAUGGACUUUAAAAAGUUGCUUGAUUCAUUGAUACAAAUGCUUCCAGAAAAUCGCCAAGUACUUUUGUAUUCUGCUACAUUUCCAUAUUCAGUCAAAGAAUUUAAGGAUAAAUAUUUGUCAAAACCUUAUGAAAUAAAUUUAAUGGAUGAGUUAACAUUAAAAGGAAUCACUCAAUAUUAUGCAUUUGUUGAGGAAAAGCAAAAGGUUCAUUGUCUAAACACGCUAUUUUCUAAACUUCAAGUAAAUCAGUCUAUAAUCUUUUGUAACUCUGUCCAAAGAGUUGAAUUAUUGGCACGUAAAAUCACGCAGCUUGGAUAUUCAUGUUUUUAUAUACACUCUAGAAUGCAACAGUCACACAGGAAUAGAGUUUUUCACGAUUUUCGCUCUGGUCAGUGUAGAAAUCUAGUUUGUUCAGAUUUGUUCACAAGAGGAAUUGAUAUCCAAGCUGUUAAUGUAGUUAUAAAUUUUGAUUUUCCAAAAAAUUCAGAAACAUAUCUCCACCGAAUUGGACGAUCAGGACGCUUUGGCCAUUUAGGUAUUGCUUUAAAUCUAAUAACGUACGAUGAUCGCUUUACUUUGUAUCAAGUUGAACAAGAAUUAGGAACUGAAAUCAAGCCCAUACCACCUUCGAUUGACAAAAGUCUUUAUGUUGCUGAGUUUCAAAUAGAACAAACCAAUAACGAAAAUAAAGAUGAGGAAUAAUU